AGGACCCGCGAGGAGAUGAUGAUGCUGGGAGCAGAAGGUGGAGAGGGCUUCAUGGUGAAGGUCCGGGACUUGCCCUGGUCCUGCUCUGCGGAUGAAGUGCAGCGGUAUUUUUCUGACUGCAAAAUUCAAAAUGGGGCUCAAGGUAUUCGUUUCACCUACACCAGAGAAGGCAGACCGAGUGGCGAGGCUUUUGUUGAACUUGAAUCAGAAGAUGAAGUCAAAUUGGCCUUGAAAAAGGACAGAGAAACUAUGGGACACAGAUAUGUUGAAGUAUUCAAGUCAAACAACGUUGAAAUGGAUUGGGUGUUGAAGCAUACUGGUCCAAAUAGUCCUGAAACGGACAAUGAUGGCUUUGUACGGCUUAGAGGACUCCCUUUUGGAUGUAGCAAGGAAGAAAUUGUUCAGUUCUUCUCAGGGUUGGAAAUCGUGCCAAAUGGGAUAACAUUGCCAGUGGACUUCCAGGGGAGGAGUACGGGGGAGGCCUUUGUGCAGUUUGCUUCACAGGAAAUAGCUGAAAAGGCUCUAAAGAAACACAAGGAAAGAAUAGGGCACAGGUAUAUUGAAAUAUUUAAGAGCAGCCGAGCUGAAGUUAGAACUCAUUAUGAUCCACCAUGAAAACUUAUGGCCAUGCAGCGGCCAGGUCCCUAUGACAGACCUGGGGCUGGCAGAGGGUAUAACAGCAUUGGCAGAGGAGCUGGUUUUGAGAGGAUGAGGCGUGGUGCUUAUGGUGGAGGAUAUGGAGGCUAUGGUGAUUAUAAUGGCUAUAAUGAUGGCUAUGGAUUUGGUUCGGAGAGAUUUGGAAGAGACCUCAAUUAUUGUUCUUCAGGAAUGUCUGACCACAGAUAUGGGGAUGGUAGCUCUACUUUCCAGAGUACAACAGGACACUGUGUACACAUGCGGGGAUUACCAUACAGAGCUACUGAGAAUGACAUUUAUAAUUUUUUUUCACCACUCAACCCUGUGAGAGUACAUAUUGAGAUUGGACCUGAUGGCAGAGUAACUGGUGAAGCAGAUGUUGAGUUUGCAACCCAUAAAGAUGCUGUUGCAGCUAUGUCAAAAGAUAAAGCAAAUAUGCAACACAGAUAUGUAGAACUCUUCUCGAAUUCUACAGCAGGAGCAAGCGGUGGUGCUUAUGGUAGCCAAAUGAUGGGAGGCAUGGGCUUGUCAAACCAGUCCAGUUACGGUGGCCCAGCCAGCCAGCAGCUGAGUGGUGGUUAUGGAGGUGGCUACGGUGGCCAGAGCAGCAUGAACGGAUAUGGUAGCCAAGGAUCAGUGAACAGCAGCUACUACAAUAAUGGAAGCCGAGCAUCUAUGGGCGUGAAUGGAAUGGGAGGGAUGUCCAUCAUGUCUAGUAUGAGUGGUGGAUGGGGAAUGUAAUUGAUUUUGAUCACUGACUCUUGGUCAAAAAAAAUUUUUUUAAACCCCUCAGUUUAACAGUUUUUGCAAUCCAUCCAGCCUUGUGGUUUUAUGCCUGCUGUCUUAAGUGAACAUUGGCAUCGCUCAAAGAAGGUUCAGUGUUGAACAUAGCAGUCACCUAGGAUGAUAGGGCAAAGUUGAGUGAACUGUAACUGUUAAACUUAAUUCCUAGCUUUUCUCUAGUUACUGUAGGAUGUACGUAAGCAGUAAGUGUAUUUAGGUUAAAGCAGUUGAAUUAUGUUAAAUGUUG
Messenger RNA from Mastomys coucha (southern multimammate mouse), 1666 nucleotides. RefSeq names its product heterogeneous nuclear ribonucleoprotein H-like. Gene Ontology annotation, cellular component: ribonucleoprotein complex; nucleoplasm. NCBI's taxonomy places the organism in Eukaryota, Metazoa, Chordata, Mammalia, Rodentia, Muridae. The record is from RefSeq and is a predicted model, not a curated record. Gene Ontology annotation, biological process: regulation of RNA splicing. Gene Ontology annotation, molecular function: RNA binding.